Messenger RNA from Linum trigynum, 4311 nucleotides. The record is from the annotation of a GenBank genome assembly. Lineage: Eukaryota; Viridiplantae; Streptophyta; Magnoliopsida; Malpighiales; Linaceae.
GUCCUCAUUUUUAUAUUGGAAGUAAUAAUGAAUUUAGAAGAAUAUUUUACCUAAAUUUUGAAGAAGAAAAAAAAUAUUGACAAAAUUUUCACUAAAUUGUUUUGUUAUAAUUAAUCAAAGUAAUUAAAACAUACAUCAACGGUUAAUUCAAAAUACUUAAAGCAACACACACUAAAAAAAAUCACAAUUCACAGUACUUAAAAGAAAUAGUCAAACUAAAGUAUACAUCAAACUUCAAAGAUUAUAAAUCGAGGCUAUAUACAUAAUCGUAUAGUCUAUAGUUGGAUUCUCUCAGAGUUUGGGUCAAUGGUACACAACCAUGAUAUUAUCUUUAUCAUUUUUUGCAUUGGCCAUUGGGUACGUACCACACUUUAGUUCGAGAGCUGAAUUGAAGAAGAUCUUAUUCAUUAUAUCUUGUUCGUAUUUAUUAUAUUCCCUGGCUUCCCUCGCCAUCUCACGUUCCUAACGAUUGUCAAUCUUGCAUGUCUUGCCAAAGCAGAUGUUGUUUCGUGCAUACUCUGUGAGAAAACCUCCAUUGAAUUAUCUACAGCUCCUCUUUUGUCUAUCCCGACCUUCGGGACAGUUGAUGGCAUAAUGAACAACACUGGCAUGAAGAUUGCUCUCAUUUCCAUAGGAUAGUCGAUCGAUGAAGAUCCUUACAUUAGUGGAAUGGGUACUGUAUGAGCAAUCCAUUGUUGCAUAAAUUUUGGACAAUAUAGGAUACUCUGUGAGAAACCUCCAUUGAAUUAUCUACAACUUACAUCAAAAGUCAAGAAAAUAUCAUCAAAAAAUGAAAGAGGAAAAAGAAGAAGAAAAAGAAAGAACAAAUUUAAUACAACGACGAUAGAUAUUUAAUCACCCUGCCCCAAUUCUCAACAACUGUUGAAACUAGUCAUCAGAUAUUAGUCCAAAAGCUCGCAACCACCUGCCGACUAUCUGAACAAUCUUACUGCAAUCCUCGUUAACUCCACAUUCCUCCUUCCACUUUAGUUAGUGAUGAUCUUCAAUCUAGAUUGCAAUGCAUCAUCUAUACGAACAAUGACAUCUUCUUUAUUACAAUAUUGAGCUGCAAAAUUUCAACCAAAAACUAGUACAAACAGAUUUCCUCAUGCCUUUUUCACUUAGCCCCUAUUGCACCUUCAAGUGAAAAAAAAUCCACUUUUUCACAUUUACCACCCCACUAUUUUUUCACAUUUACCAUCACACUAUUGUGGAGACUGGGGAGCACUUCUACUAUGCUAUAUAGCAUUGGUGUUUUAAUGUACAACUUGAAGUUGUACCAUAACAUUAAAUGUAUAAGUUUAGGUUGUACCAUAAAAGAAUUUGUAUCAUUAUGUUAUGGUACAACUUUACAACUUGUAGUUGUACCAUCACAUAAGGUACAAGUUUAAAUUAUACAAAAAUAUAGGUACAAUCUGAAGUUGUACCAUAACGUUAGAGAUACAAUUUCAAGUUGUACCAUAAAAGCAAAAAGCUAUAACACCAAUGCUAUAUAGCAUUGUAAAAUUCCUCAUAUUGUGGGUGAUUUUACAGAGUUCUUAUUGGCUUUGAAGAAUCUAUGCCUCUCCUACUUUCUUUUUUUAUGGGAUUUUUGUUUAUGGGAAAUGCCUCUCCUACUUUCCAAACCAAACCAUUUUACAGAGUAUUCACCAUUAUGAGUGAGUGAUUUCCACGUCUUUAUUAAAAAUUUUGCACCUAACAAUAAAUAAAGUUAACUUUCAGAGAUAAAAGUUAAAUUUACGUUGAUGGGGGAAUUAUGGGGAACAGGUCAAAUCCGACCAACCAGAAUAGUUUAUUCACUGUUUAAAAGUCAAUUUUCCCCCCUCACUUGAUUGUGUAUCAGUAGGUGGCUUUGAAAUUCUUUCUUGUGCUCUUUACAUUUUUUUAAAAGAGUUGUAAUUUCUUGUUGAAUUUAGCAAAAUAAUUGACGGAGUAAUAGCUUAAUUACUCGUCUCGUCGGGCCACCUACAGUUUAGUAAGGCGAGUUCAUUUUGACGAGGCUUUCGUUACAAAACACAAACUUAAUAAAUCUCUUGUUUUAUCAUUGUUGAUAUGAUUUUAUCGCCCCUAAUAAAAUCUAUAUUAGAGUUUGUAAUAAGAUAUCGAAUUUGAUAUGUUUAUAGUAGAUUUGAGUUUUGUACCAAAUUGUUUUUCGGACCUUUCACGGACUAAAACAUAAUACAAAGUCAGUAGGGAACAUAUAAACAUUUUCAUUCAUUUCAAAUUUACAUAGUCAAAAGAGUUAAUUCAGAUUAUGAGUCAUUUGAGCCAAUUUAACUCAUCAAAAUACUACAUCCAAACGAGAUCACUGAAUUUAAACAGAGAAUUCACUAUUCCUAAAUUAUAUUUUAAACUUAUAGUGUCAUUAUUAAUGAUGGAUAUUCUAAGAGCUCUAUGCUAAAGUUGAUGUUAUUUUUCUGGGAUUGAGUGCUUGCUAUAAUCGCCAAUAUAAUUAUGCAAGAAAUGAAGUUGGAACUUGAGAGGAUCAAUCAUAUUUAUUAACUCAAGUUUUGUUUAAAAAUUAAAAUAUAGAAUGAGAUGCAGCUAGUUAAAGUUGGUAGCUCGUUGAGGCAGUAGCCCAGUUAUAAAUUUUAGGCGGAGUUAGAAAUCUCUAGCCACGAUGUGAGACAUCUCACGAACUCUAAACGAGGAUCAUACAGACAAAAUAUGGAUCUCUCACAAAAUAUUCGGAUAAAGCGACACACCUCCCUAACACAUGAAUCCACCCCUAUUCGCAAAUAGUUUGGUUCAUUAACCGCCCCCACCACUGAGACGGGUAAUUCCCACAUCCUCUCUCUAUAUAUUUACUUCCGCACACGCCCAAACGCGCACGUAACAUAAAAUAAUCAAAUAUAUAAAUAUAUUUGUGGUGGUGAGGUCAGUCUGUCGCCAAGGUAUAGCCUACACACAAACAGUCAAACACAACACAAUAAGCUUAUUCCUAGCAGCAGCUGCUUCUCCUUCUCCUUCUCCUUCCCUUCUUUUCUUUUGUUCUUCCGCCAUUAAAUAAGAGACCAGAUUUCCUUUAAUCUCUGGUUGGUCGGCGUUGGAGUGUGGGAAUGAAAGGAACAGUGAUGUACUUGGCAGGAAUUGCAGGCCCAACUGGGUUCGGCUCCAAAUCAACAGCACAACAAGUCACCCAACACUAUCUCCCUCCUCCUCCUUCUCCUUCUUCUUCCUCGCCAACUCCUUUGACAGCCAUCAUCACCGGGGCGACAUCAGGGAUAGGAGAGGAGACAGCAACAGUGCUGGCCAAGAGCGGGGCCGUCAGGGUCGUGAUUGCAGCCAGAGACGUGAACAAAGCUCUCCGCCUGAAACAGAGCAUCCUCCAUCACUCUCCUGAUGCACAGAUCGUGGUGCUGGAGCUUGACCUGAGCUCUCUCGCCUCCGUCGCCUCUUUCUGUCGCCGGUUCCUCUCCCUUGGCCUCCCGCUACACAUUCUCAUAAACAAUGCUGGGAUUUUCUCUCAUGGGUUGGAGUUCUCCGAGGACAAAAUCGAGAUGACUUUCGCUACGAAUUACUUGGGGCAUUUCUUGCUGACAGAGUUGCUGCUGGAGAAGAUGGAGGAAACAGCGCAAGAAAGCGGGAAGCACGGCAGAAUCAUCAACCUUUCCUCUGCGAUCCACAGCUGGGUGAAAAGAGACUCCUCCUUCUCCUUCCAAAACAUGCUCAACCCAACCAACAGCAGCAGCAGCAGCAGCUAUAAUGGGACACGUGCUUAUGCUCAGACCAAGCUGGCCGCCAUUUUGCAUGCCAAGGAGCUCUCCAGACAACUCAAGGCAAGAAAUGCAAAAGUGACGGUUAAUGCAGUACAUCCAGGCAUUAUCAAGACUGGCAUCAUCAGAGACCACAAGGGUCUCAUCACAGAUUCAGUAUACUUCAUAGCCUCCAAGCUGCUGAAAUCUGUAUCACAGGGCGCAGCAACCACAUGCUAUGUAGCUCUGAGUCCUCAAAUAGAAGGAGUUGGAGGGAAGUACUUUGCAGACUGCAAUGAGAGCAACUGCUCAGCUUUGGGGAAUGAUGAAGGUGAAGCUCUCCAGCUGUGGGAACACACCCGUGCAUUCAUUCACACAAGGCUGCUGCUUCAACCAACCAGCUCCACUUCCUUCAGAUAACAGGGCUUGGUUCACUUUUGCUUCUGCUUCUGGGGAUUAUAUCUCUUUGUAAAUUAUGGAAAAAGGGGUUGGGAGUGGGAUGAAUAAGGCGCAGCCAUUACAAAGUUAGUGAUUAUAUAAAAUGUCCCAACAUAUAUGUGAAUAAAAAGUGGUUAAGUAUUGACAAAGAUAUCGACAAUGAAAUUAAAGUUGUAGU